Effrenium voratum is the source of this 4116-nucleotide messenger RNA. Lineage: Eukaryota; Dinophyceae; Suessiales; Symbiodiniaceae. The record is from the annotation of a GenBank genome assembly.
AUGGCAGACGAAGAGGAAGGGCUGCAAGUGCAGCCCUUUCUUUGCAGAGUUGAUGAUGAUGCUGUCCUCACUGGGCAGGUAAACAGGCGUGGGCACAUAGAGUGGGAGUGGUCCAGAGUGAGUGCGGCUGUGAAGCUUGAAACGCAGAAAGAUGGCCUGUUUCUGAAAAGGGGCCUUGAGGAGUUUCAGACAGAGUUUCUCCAUGCCCAGCUGAGCAUGGAUGAGCUUCACUACAGAGGGGCAGAUGCUGGCAGAGGAGAGGUGGGAAGGCACACUGUGGAGUCCAGAGCCUUGGUUCUAAUGCUUUGCCUUUUCCCUUUGAGACGGCAGACUAGGAAGCAGGCAAAGGAGCUGUCACUGAGAUUGCUCAAGGCCCUCAUAGACAGGUCCAUGCAGGCGUGGACAGGCUGCGUGGACCUUGCAGUACCUGUUUGUGGUGGCCUGGAGUGCGUCCGAAUAAAGUUCGAGAAUGGCAUUGCAAGUGGCUUGUCAAGCUGGGUGGGGGAUCACAGGCAAGCAGCAAGCAAAUGGAAGUUGUUGCAGGGCAAACCAUGGUGCCAACAGCAGAUUACAAGCACCUUGGAGCAGGCCACAGUGUUUGACCUCAUGCUUUGGCUCCUCUUUGUGAAAGCUUGCGCGUCUACCUCCAGCGCCUGGCAUGAAGUCGGCCAACACAUGUGGCCAAGGUUGCUUUACAUCGUGGGCUGCGCGGUGGAAGAGUAUGCCUUGAAGCUGGCGGAGAAGGCGCCAGAGGCAGCUCCAUUGCUGAAGACAAAGCGGGGCAACGCGAAAAGGGUGCCGUUUGUGAACAGGCUGGUGCUGCUGCGCAAGCUGAAGGAUGCCAAGUCGCACAGAAAGAGCAUCAUGCGAACCCAUUCUGACCUUGUCCCUUCUACAUCAGACAUUGUGAGGCAUGAGGACCUCCUUGAGGUUUCAGAAUACUUGAAGCUGCUGAAGGAAACCUUCAAGCGCAGCGCCCACCUGCAAGUAUCCUGGGACCCUUCAAACUAUUCUGGAGACGAGGUGAUGGUUUGCACAGUGUGGAGCAACCAGUGCAACAAAGCUGCCUAUUUGCCCUUACAGUACUUGCAGCCUGUCCGAAGCCAAGAAGUAGAGCCUGACAUACAGGCCCUUGCCCAAAGAAAGGAGAUCACGCGGGUGCACGGCUUUUCUGAGCUUCGUGCUGUGUCGCACGCUCUUGCUGCAAUUGACAAAGACUUGUCCAAGUUCUUGCUGCCGCAGGAUGUUGUGUGGAAGCCUCUGAAGAGGCAGGAGCAAAGAGACUUCAUAGAUGGUGCUUUUUGGGUCACUGACACAGUGACUGGGGAGUGCAGAAGGCAGCUUCCGCAAGGCUGGACCUUCCGCGACCAGCCUAGUGUUUCUGACCAGGGAGGAAUAAACCGAGGGGUCCUUGACUAUGUGCAGUUUAUGCUGCCUCUCGGGAUCUUAGUGGCAUACGACAGCACACACCGGUGCUACAACGACCUCAAAGCAUCCCUCAGAGCAAGCAGACUGUUCAGGAGCUUCCUGGCCUUCGGUGUCGUCCACAACAUCAACUAUGGGCCUGCAGGGACCAAGACUUGGUUCACUCGCAAAAGGCACGCCCUCCAUGAGUUUUGUGAGAAGAGAAGCUGCCACAGCAACCCCUUCCUAUCUUACAUGGCAAGCAUUUGUCAGGAGAGGGGCGAAGUUGAAGACGGCACUGCAGAACAAAGAGAGAGAAUGUGGGCGGCCAUGAAGCAGAUGAAGGGGUGCCAAAUCCAUGGUCCUUUGACCAAAUUGAUGAGGUGGUAUUCUUGGUGGGAGUCUUGCAAAUUCCACUCUGGAGAAGUGUUCUUCACAAAGCUUCUGAUGCUGCAUGGGAACACCUGGGAAGCUGCAGAUGGCGAAGCUGACUUUCAACCCAGUGCUUUUGACCCGGACACUGCAGGAAUGACACCUCAGCAAGAGCUCAGGCACUUGAAGAUCAAGCUUGGGACCUGGGCGCUGGCGCCAGCCUUGGUGAACCAGGAGAGCAUGUGGCAGAAGACUUUGAUAUAUGAAGGUGGCAGGCCACUCUGGUCAAAAUACAGCCAUCUAGCGGCAGAUGUGAACACGGCGGGUCAGGUCCAGGACCACAUGGUCUACAUGGCGCUUGGUGGCUGGAAGCAGGAGCUUGCUGACAUUUGCAGCCACUGCUUCUUCAAUGUGGAGGUCAUGAAGCAGCUCUAUGGCAACCCAGAUGACGCAACUGAAGACCAUUUGCAGAUGCAUUGCAAAUUUGCUAUCUCUUUGAUUUCUGAAAGGGCGAUGAGCCUGGUUGCAGAAUUCUGCAAGCCUCCUUGGAGACAUGCUGCGUUGUGCAGUGCUGAGCAUUUCCUUGCGGGCAGCGAAAGAAUGCAGCAAGAGUGGGAAUGCAUUCUUGUUGCUGAGAAUCUUGCAGCAGAAGGGCAUCGCAUUGAACCCUUGGGCCAAAUCCACUGCCUGCAGACAGCGUUUGUCAGACUUCACUACUUGGCCAACGAGAUGGACAGGAAGAGUGGCCUUGGCCAUGGUGCUGCGAAUGGAGUGCUUCUGGCACAGACAGCAUGCAGACAUGUCGGUGACACAGUGGUGGUGGAAAAUUCCCACCAAAAGGUGAAAGAUUUGCUUGCGGCUGCAAGACACGACCAGAUUUCUAGGAGUGGGAAAUUCCACUCAUUGGUGAACUCCGGCGUCUUGGAGGGGAGGCAGUUGCCAAGCUUGAGAGUGACUCCUGAACAGAUAGCUGCUGCCAGCGCAGGCAGAGGCCUUGGGCAGAAGAUUACACAGGCCACCCACCCAAGUUCUCACAAGAUGAAGAAGGAGUUUCAGAAUGUGAUGAAAUACAAAGCCAGCUCCCCUGACUUCACUUGGCCAAGCAGUUCUCACACCUCUCUGUUUGGAGAAGCAGCUGCCUUGGAGCUGUUGCUUUCAAAAGGCUUAGGUAUGGAGCCGAAGGAUUUCAUUGGCCCCAGUGUCGCUUGCUUGGUCGGUGCCCCUGGCAGCUUUGUGGCUGCCAGAGAGAAGGGCAGUGUCAUGAUGGUUGUGGCCAAAAGCACGCACAAUUUUUUGGCUUGGGAAGCAGCAGUAGUGGGCGAGCCGCUGGAUGAUGGCCUCCACCAGCUUGAGCUUGGCCAAAACCCUUCUUCACUGUCUUGGCACACAGUCACAGACUUGCAAGACUGGCUGGCCAUUCCGACCCGGCCAGUUCUCAAGAACAAGUUUGGUCCCAUGGUCUUCCAGCAAACUGGGGCACCUGCAGACCUCUUAUGUGCCAGGAUCUCCGAGGGUUUGAGCUUGACAGCCAAGCAGUGUGAGACAGUUUUGGGGCACUACGGCCAAAAGCCAGCUUCCAAAGCCAAAAAGGAUUUGUACAUGCAACUAUUUUCGCUGUUUCUACACAGCGAGGCAGAGCAAGAACAUGCGCUGCUGAAGUCAGAUUUGAAAAAGACAGCUGCUGAGGAUGUUCAAGAGGAUCUGAGUGACUACGAGGACCUUCUAGAGCAGGCAGAAGAAACUGGCAACUUGGGAGACCCUGACUUGAAGAGCGAAAAGAAGAAAGUGAAGCAAACAAGGGCAAAAGCAGCCCUGAAAGAAGCUGCGAAGAGCUUGCAGGAGAGCCGGGCUGCAGCGCGGGCCCGUGGGAGAGGCAGAGGAAGGGGUAAGGGAAGAGGAAGAGGGAAAGGGAAAGGGCAGCAGCACUUCCCAGAUUUACUUGCAAAGAGUGAAGCUGAAGAGAAAGCCAGGCUUGAGGCUGAAGAGAAAACCAGGCUUGAAGCUGAAGAGAAGGCCAGGCUUGAGGCUGAAGAGAAAGCCAGAGGGCUUGCGGCUGAAACAGCCAGGCUUGCGGCUGAAGAAGCGGCCAGGCUUGAGGCUGAAGAGAAAGCCAGAGGUCUGGCUGUUGCAGCUGGACGCAGAUUACGUGGCUCUGCUGUGGAUGGGGCAGCAGGUUCAGGCAGCCAGCCGUCAACGCCUUCCUUCAGAGCACCAAGGCUUCAUGAAUCCCCCGGCAUACUUGCUCAGCUUUGCCCGCCAGAAGGAGUGUUGCAGUUGAAGCACCAGGAUCACAGACACUCGGCGCCCUGCAAGCGGGCAAGUGGCCAUGUCUCAAAUUAG